CGCAGUCCGAUAUUGUACCGAUCCGGAGGUUGGUCGCUGCUCGCGUUCCGUGGUUCGCGUUACACCGGUUAGCAGGCAAGGAUCGUGGUUUACGUGUCCGGUGGUGAGAUCGCAUCGAACGUCUCGGCCGUUGUUUGUCGUCAGUUCUUCGCGGGUGUCGUGCAGUGCGUGUCCAACCGAAACAAAGUAGGGCAUAAAGCAUUGCGCGUGAUGGUGAUUUGCAUACUUUGUUGCCAAGUGCCGGUAACUUCCGAACAGCGCUAGUUAAUCGUGCACGCAGUUUACGCUGUCGGGGGACAUCUUCUGGAGACAUCUUUUAACCAAUCAUGCUUCCUACCUACUGACAUCCAUCGUACCGUACCGUUAAACGCUGAUCAUCCCUUCCCCGGGCCGUAACAGGUCGUCAGUCAGCUGAGCCUGUACUGUAGCGCUCACCCGAGAACCACCGAGAGUGGUGAAUCGACCGAAGCAACGUCAACGUUCAAAGCAGCAUCACAUCUGUCCGCCCGUAGAGCGAACUGUUACUCUUCCAACCAUUCGCUCAGUCAUCCCACAACAUCGCUCGGGUUCACAUCUAAGACUCGCGCUCGUCCCGCUUUGCUUUCGUUAGAAGAGUCGAGCAAGAAAUAGUUCCUCUGUAAAGACCCGGUGUGAAGUGUACUCGGCUGAAUGUGAGUGAAGUGCUUUGUGCGUUUGGAAAAGUGUGUUAAAAGAUAUUUAGAAAAGAUUGAUACUUUCAUCAUAAAUUCUCCCCAAAUGAGGAAAGUGAAGUGAUGAUCCCGUGCAGAUAACGCGACUGCCUUUCUACGGUCGAUUAAGCCGACUCUGUUUGUACAAUUUACUCUAAACAGACUCUGACAGAAGGGUAGUAGCUACUACUAUUAUUGUUUAUGAUAUCUUCCUGUGCGCUUAUCAUUAAGCUGAUGAUGAUAGUGAACUGAGAUUAGCGGCGAUUGCAAAGUGUUUUGUAUGCAAAAAGAGGAAAAAGGCGUUGCACAGCAUCGUGAGUGUUUGUGAGUCAGUGUGUAAUACUGUGAGGGAAGUGAACCGUUUCCUGGUACCGAUUGCGAUCGUUCGAUUGCGUUGAUUUAGUUUUUUUUCCUGCCGGUACGGUACAGACGUGGGUGCUGCAGCAGCUUUGUUUGCAACGUGCAAGCACUCCGAUUGAUUUAGCGAAUAUAUCUUCCUCAUCACAACACCGGAAGUAACUCCAGCGCAAGAAGGAAGAAAGCUUUGUUCCCGAAGACAUUACCAACCUUCGUCCAAGCAUGGUGCUGGUGCUGAACGGUGUGAUACAGGAUGAGCGUCCUAUUAAUACCCAUGCUCUGUUUCUGGAGCAUCCAGUCUAUCGAGAAACAGCCACACAGCUUCUCUCCAUACCGACAAAAACGGUUGGAGCUCCAGGACUACUGUACGUUUGUCAGCGUGAGAUGGCCGCAGUUGCUCCACACGAUCGUAACGUCAAUAUUAUUGGAUCCGAUGACGCAACCACGUGCAUCAUUGUAGUCGUUAGACACUCAGGAUCUGGAGCGAUCGCGUUGGCACAUCUGGACGGAAACGGUACGGAUGAAGCCGUAUCGGCAAUGGUGGCCCGCGUACAGGAACUCGCCUUCGGAUAUCCCGAAGGCCGCAUCGAGCUACAGCUUAUUGGAGGCUUCAGUGACCCGCAAGGCUACGCGGAGGAUCUGUUCAGUAACAUUAUGCAAUCAUUCCACAAACAUCCGCUGGAGAUUGAUUUGACACAGUCGUGCGUCGGCGAGCUGAACACGAUCGUGCGCGACGACAUUAACUGGCCGAUCAUAUACGGUGUCGGCGUGAACAUUAAGACGGGUGAAAUCUUUCCCGCCACCUUCCCGGACAAGGGCCCUGAUCUUCCGCUACGAUUGGCCCGCCAUUUCACUGGUAGCCAUCAGGUGCUAGACAUAUACGAUGCUGCGGUAGGAAUGCUACGGAUCGGACCAUUCAAUUACGAUCCACUGCGUGGGGUUGAUCUUUGGCUGGCGCAGAGCGAUGAGUUUAUACUGAAGCAUCUUUCCACCAGUCCGGAUGUGGAACCGCCACACUUUGCCAUGCAGGUUCGUGCCACACUUAGAUACAUACAGGACAAUCAGUUUCCGGCAGUUACCGUGUUUCGCAACAACAAUCCACACUAUUUCCGGCGGGACGAAACGACAGGUUGCUGGGCGCCGGUACGAUAUUAAACAGGCUGGCUGCUUCUUCUUUCGACAUUUCUUCGACUUUGACGAUACACCUUCGCGUCGUGUGUCUUUAGGCCACAAAUGACUAGUAGUUCGAUUUCGUUCAUCUUCCGACCCCAUUUAAAAGGGCCCAAAACAAAAAUUAGGACCCUUCUUGCUUCCGAUAUUUAUCAACAAAACUGUCCUGUGCCAAUAUGUUUUGCGGAGCGUGGCCUAGCAUCGUUAUUUGUCUAUAUUAUUCCAACAAUUUGUUACGUUACGUUUACUCUACUUUCUUGGAUUUGGAUAAUUAAGUUAAGGUGCCGAUUUGGUUCUGUUUGCUCACAACGGCUCCUGUUUCGCAUGCCGGAUUGUUUAGAAGGACUUUAGCUAAAAAAAACACACACACAAACACACCGCAAACUGUGAGCAAAAGGGGGUGCUUUAUCUAUGGUUCGUCUAACUUUUCCAUAGCUGGAAAAUAGAUAGGUUGGAAAAAAUGGACCUCCGGAUGUCGACAACCAUACCCGGACGGACGGAUCAAUGUGCUGUAAAGCAAAUUUCCCUUUGCUCGGUAUUGAACACUAUGCAGUGAUUGCAAAGCUAUUUAACAAACAAAUAAAUGAAUUUAAGUAUGUUCCAUUAGGAGGAUGGGUUUUGUU
Anopheles stephensi (Asian malaria mosquito) is the source of this 2839-nucleotide messenger RNA. It is a transcript of the gene Ntan1, whose product is annotated as protein N-terminal asparagine amidohydrolase. The transcript is spliced from 8 exons. The record is from RefSeq and is a predicted model, not a curated record. Gene Ontology annotation, cellular component: nucleus. The coding region runs from base 1269 to 2201 and encodes 310 amino acids. Lineage: Eukaryota; Metazoa; Arthropoda; Insecta; Diptera; Culicidae. Gene Ontology annotation, biological process: ubiquitin-dependent protein catabolic process. Gene Ontology annotation, molecular function: protein-N-terminal asparagine amidohydrolase activity.